AUGUUUGCAGAAGCUUUAGCGUCGCUUCAAAGAGAGAAACUAGCUUUGAUUCAGGAGGGUCACCGUGGUUACCCCAUCGUCUACUGCUCUGACGGCUUCUGCGAGCUGACCGGCUUCACGCGGACGGAGGUGAUGCAGAAGAACUGCAGCUGCCGCUUCCUGUACGGGACGGACACCAGCGAGCACGUGGCACACCAGAUGGAGAAGGCUCUGGAGGGACGCGAGGAGUACCAGGCCGAGGUGCACUUCUACAAGAAAGACGGCGGAGGUUUCUGGUGUUUGCUCGACAUCGUUCCCAUCAAAAAUGAAAAAGGUGAAAUGGUCCUGUUCCUUUUCUCCUUCAAAGACAUCACGGAGACUCACGGCAAAGUCAACCACAGCAGCAAGAACGAAGUUUCCGACGACAAAGGAGGAAGGAGGAAGAGCAGCUCCCACUUCAGCGAGGCCCGGAAGCGUGGACGGACCAUGUUGUACCAACUGACCAGCCACUUCUCCAGCAAAGGAGACGUGCACCUGAGUGGGAGUGUGGCUGAUAAACCCUCGGUGCCGGAGUACAAGGUGGCAGCGGUGCAGAAAUCUCACUUCAUCCUGCUCCAUUACAGUGUGGUGAAGGCGCUGUGGGACUGGCUCAUCCUCAUCGCCACUUUCUACGUCGCCGUCAGCGUUCCCUACAACGUCAGCUUCACGCCCUACGCCGUCAGCGAGCGCUCCACCAUGGGCACCGACAUCGCCGUGGAAAUGCUCUUCAUUAUCGACAUCAUCCUAAACUUCCGAACCACCUACGUCAGUAAGUCUGGGCAGGUGGUGUACGACGCUCGCUCCAUCUGCAUCCACUACGUCACCACAUGGUUCUUCGUGGACCUGGUGGCGGCGCUGCCCGUCGACCUGCUCUACGUCUUCAACAUCACAGUGACUCUGGGACCAUCAGACUCUGAGACCAUCAGACUCUGGGACCAUCAGACUCUGGGACCAUCAGACUCUGGGACCAUCAGACUCUGGGACCAUCAGACUCUGGGACCAUCAGACUCUGAGACCAUCAGACUCUGGGACCAUCAGACUCUGAGACCAUCAGACUCUGGGACCAUCAGACUCUGGGACCAUCAGACUCUGGGACCAUCAGACUCUGGGACCAUCAGACUUUGGGACCAUCAGACUCUGAAACCAUCAGACUCUGGGACCAUCAGACUCUGGGACCAUCAGACUCUGGGACCAUCAGACUCUGGGACCAUCAGACUCUGGGACCAUCAGACUCUGGGACCAUCAGACUCUGGGACCAUCAGACUCUGGGACCAUCAGACUCUGGGACCAUCAGACUCUGGGACUAUCAGACUCUGGGACCAUCAGACUCUGGGACCAUCAGACUCUGGGACCAUCAGACUCUGGGACCAUCAGACUCUGGGACCAUCAGACUCUGGGACCAUCAGACUCUGGGACCAUCAGACUCUGGGACCAUCAGACUCUGAGACCAUCAGACUCUGGGACCAUCAGACUCUGGGACCAUCAGACUCUGAGACCAUCAGACUCUGGGACCAUCAGACUCUGGGACCAUCAGACUCUGGGACCAUCAGACUCUGGGACCAUCCUCAACAAGACAGUGGGUCAUUCAUUGGCGUCUACAUCAUCAUAACUCCCUGUUUGACCCUUCUCCUUCAGACCUCGUUGGUUCACCUGCUGAAGACCGUGCGGUUGUUGCGGCUUCUGCGGCUGCUGCAAAGACUGGAUCGUUAUUCUCAGUACAGCGCCAUGGUGCUGACCCUCCUCAUGUCCGUGUUCGCCCUCCUCGCUCACUGGAUGGCCUGUAUCUGGUAUCUCAUUGGACGGAAAGAGAUUGAAACUGACAACUGGGACAUAGGAUGGCUGCACGAGUUGGGCAAACGGCAGGAGACCCCGUACCUGAACGGCUCCGUGGGCGGCCCCUCGGUAGAGAGCUCCUACAUUGCCGCUCUCUACUUCACCCUGAGCAGCCUGACCAGCGUGGGCUUCGGGAACGUCUGCGCCAACACGGACGCCGAAAAGAUCUUCUCCAUCUGCAUCAUGCUCAUCGGGGCGCUCAUGCACGCUCUGGUCUUCGGGAACGUGACCGCCAUCAUCCAGCGCAUGUACUCUCGCCGCUCGCUGUACCACACGCGCAUGAAGGACCUGAAGGACUUUGUGCGCGUGCAUCACCUGCCGCAGCAGCUCAAGCAGCGCAUGUUGGAGUAUUUCCAGACCACGUGGUCCGUCAACAAUGGCAUCGACGCCAAUGAGCUGCUCCACGACUUCCCGGACGAGCUGCGCGCCGACAUCACCAUGCACCUGAACAAGGACAUCCUGCAGCAGCCCGUGUUUAAAGGAGCCAGUCGCGGCUGCCUGCGCUCCCUCUCGCUGCACAUAAAGACUUCCUUCUGCGUCCCUGGAGAGUUCCUGAUCCGACAGGGAGACGCUCUGCACGCCAACUACUUUGUCUGCUCCGGGUCGCUGGAGGUGUCCAAGAACAACACGGUCCUGGCCAUUUUAGAGAAGGGGAACCUGAUUGGCUGUGACCUGCCCAUGACGGAGCAGGUGAUCAAGACCAACGCAGACGUGAAGGCGCUGACGUACAGUGACCUGCAGUACAUCAGCGUGCGGGGGCUCAGGGAGGUGCUGGAGCUCUACCCCGAGUACGCCAACGUCUUCAACGCCGAGAUCAACAACAACCUCACCUACAACCUGCGCGAAGGAAGCCAGGACGAGGUACCGGCCCCUUCUCCUACUGCGGUGUCCAAACUUCUCAGUCAGAGGGCCACUUUAGUUCUCCAGACCAGUCCAGGGCCCAAGAUCACGGACUGA
Knipowitschia caucasica is the source of this 2808-nucleotide messenger RNA. The record is from the annotation of a GenBank genome assembly. Lineage: Eukaryota; Metazoa; Chordata; Actinopteri; Gobiiformes; Gobiidae.